AUGGCGCGCGAAGCGCAUGCGGAACGGGCACAAAGAAAAAGAAGUGUGGAGGAGAAGCAGCCGAGCUCAUUCCCUUCGCUUCCGGGCCCAAAGCAAGCAGUCUUUCUGGCCAAAUCAAGGAUUGGGGGCUUCUUGCUACGCUACUUAACUAUAAAAAUCCAUUUUAAUUCAUAA
Molecule: messenger RNA, 174 nt
Organism: Oldenlandia corymbosa var. corymbosa
Lineage: Eukaryota; Viridiplantae; Streptophyta; Magnoliopsida; Gentianales; Rubiaceae
Source: the annotation of a GenBank genome assembly